AUGGCGCGAUAUGGACAUAAUCCAGCACAAAAGCAUUUCACCAAUGUCAAGAAGAUCUUCCGCUAUCUUAGCGGUAGUACCGAUCUCUGUGUGCGCUACUCUUUUAGCCCCGACUCACUUUUCGGUUUCGUCGACGCUGACUGGGCUGGUAAACAUGCUAACAACUGCAUGUCGAGAUCUGGCUUUGUCUUCACGGUUGCCAAUACACCCAUCAGCUGGGUUUCUAAGAAACAGUCAUGCGUUUCUGUCAUCGACGGAAAGCGAGCAUAUUGCCGCUGCCCUAGCCGUCCAGGGAGUGGUCUAGCUGCAAUUGAUAACAAUGGAGCGACCUGCCUCACUGAAAGCCAGGAUUUCCACGCGCGCACCAAGCACGUUAACGUGCGCUGUCACCACCUUCGUCACCAGGUGGCCAAAGGGGUCUGCAAGUUUAUCAAGAUCCCCACUGCUGAACAAGCAGUAGAUGGGCUGACAAAGCCUUUGGAAAGGGUGAAGUUCGAACGCUUGGUGGAGCUGCUGGGCAUGCGGCGAUUGUCGAGUUUAGGCAUUGGGGGCUGUUUGGAUUUCUGCGUAAUCGGCGGAUAUACCCUUCACGGCGGUUUUACGCCAAUUUUCAAUUUGAUCAGAGGAUAG
Penicillium subrubescens is the source of this 630-nucleotide messenger RNA. Its product is annotated as Ty1/Copia family ribonuclease HI. NCBI's taxonomy places the organism in Eukaryota, Fungi, Ascomycota, Eurotiomycetes, Eurotiales, Aspergillaceae. The coding region runs from base 1 to 630 and encodes 209 amino acids. The transcript has 2 exons. The record is from RefSeq and is a predicted model, not a curated record.